This is a messenger RNA of Hippocampus zosterae (dwarf seahorse), 662 nucleotides long. RefSeq names its product embryonic protein UVS.2-like. NCBI's taxonomy places the organism in Eukaryota, Metazoa, Chordata, Actinopteri, Syngnathiformes, Syngnathidae. The coding region runs from base 1 to 267 and encodes 88 amino acids. The transcript is spliced from 3 exons. The record is from RefSeq and is a predicted model, not a curated record.
AUGUCGUCAGGAGUGGCUGUGCGUGGACGGGUUCAUGAACACGCUCCAUUUGUGCACAAGCGGUCUCGUUCAGACAGAGACCCCUAUGUCACUAUUGUAUCAGAUGACAUAAUGCAAGAUUUUAUUCUACAUCAGUGGUUCCACAUAUAUGCCUUCUCUGAAGCUGGUGGAACAACAAUAAUCCCCCAAACAGAUCCGGACAUCCCAAUUGGGCAACGGGAUGAAACCGGUGCUUUUGAUAUUCACAAGACAAAAUGUGCUGUGUAGCUGUGGCAGGUGAAGCGAAAAAGUACAAUUUUCAAUUGAGGAUUUUAUUUGUUUAGUAGCGCCGAACGAGCAAUAGUCCUUUAGGAUGGCAAAACAGAUUGAGUAGAAAGCAGUUUCAUUUGUCACAUGAGUUUUCUCAACCGUGGCUUCGUUUUUUACACUUUAUAAAGAGACAGGUUUUUGGAGAUGCUCUUACGCGGAACUCAUCAUAUUACUUGAUCUCCACGUGAUAAUUGUCACAUCUCUACUUGUGUUUUUCUACUUGUGUUUAAAUUUACUGACUGUACAGAUGCCACGUCUCUUACUGUGGGCAUGAUCACUGGGGCCAUCAUUGUUCAUUAUAUGCGACUUGUAUUUUUAUCAUAUUGAAUUGUGUUAGCGCAUCGAACUAGUGA